CGGCUCCCUGAGCCCCGCCCGCCCGCCGCAGCUGCUCCGGAGCCUCCCAAGGCUACUGGCUGGCGGCGGCUUCAUUGUGGUCCGCAUCCUCUGUGGGUCUCGGACCCCGCUCUUGUGGUGGAACCCACGGUGGGACAGCUGUGCCUGGCCCCUUCCUGGAAGAAGCUCUGUGAUGUGCAGAUUCUGAGUGCCAAAGCCACAAGACUGUUUCCAGGAAUCCAUCGGCAUCAGGACCAGGAUGGAAGAGCCGGCACCCGUAGAAGGCGAGAGCCAGCUGCCGAGCCCCCAGCAAGGUUCUCUGAAGAAGGCCGUGGCGGCCGCCCUGAUUCUGGAUGGGGAAUCCACUGUGAGUCGCAGGAAAAAGAAGAGGAAAGAAUCCCGCCCAGAAUCCAUUAUCAUCUACCGGUCAGACAAUGAGCUGGACGAGGAGCCAGAGGAAUCCGAAGGUGGAGACCAACCCAAAGGGGAGGAAGGUGACGAUUUCCUAGAUUACCCCGUGGAUGAUGAUAUGUGGAACAUCCCCUUGGACAGCCGCUAUGUGACCUUGACGGGGACCAUCACGCGAGGGAAGAAGAAAGGUCAGCUGGUGGACAUCCACGUCACGUUGACGGAGAAAGAGCUGCAGGAGUUGACGAAGCCCAAAGAGUGUUCUCGGGAGACUGCCCCCGAAGGCCAAACGGCCUGCCAGAUGGCGGCAGACCGGGGCCCCCACGUGGUCCUGUGGACACUGGUCUGCCUGCCCGUGGUUUUCCUCCUGUCUUUCGUCGUCUCUUUCUACUAUGGCACCAUCACCUGGUACAACAUCUUCCUCGUGUACAAUGAGGAGAGGACCUUUUGGCACAAGAUCUCCUGCUGUCCCUGCCUCAUCCUCUUCUAUCCAGUGCUCAUCAUGGCCAUGGCCUCUUCUCUGGGCCUCUACGCUGCGGUGGUCCAGCUCUCGUGGUCCUGGGGGGCCUGGUGGCAAGCGGCCCGGGACAUGGAGAAAGGCUUCUGUGGCUGGCUGUGUAGCAAGCUGGGGCUGGAGGAUUGUUCUCCUUACAGCAUUGUCGAGCUCCUGGAGUCUGAUACUAUUUCGGGCAAUCUCUCCAACAAAGACCCCAGCCAGGAGGUCGAAACAUCCACCGUCUGAGCUCCUGGCCACCUAUUAACCUCCUUCUCUUGUUCUAGUAGCUUCAGUGUUCUCUCUGAAUUCCAGAAGACUCUUCACGUCUCUCUCCCUCUUCCCCUUGCCCCAAACACGCACAACGUUCUUCUAGAAAAUUCUAGCACACUGAUCUGUCCCAUUGCCAUCUUGGUGAUUUUAGGAAAUUUAUGCUGAGGCAUUGUGCCCAAGGGACAAACUCUUCUUCAUUUCCUGUCCUAUGAUGGAUAUCUGGGCUGGAUCAAUAGCACAGCGGGUAGGGCGUUUGCCUUGCAUGUGGCCGACCUGGGUUCAAUUCUUCCGUCCCUCUCGGAGAUCCCGGCAAGGUACCGAGAGUAUCCCACCCGCACAGCAGAGCCUGGCGAGCUCCCCGUGGAGUAUUCGAUAUGCCAAAAACAGUAACAACAAGUCUCACAAUGGAGACGUUACUGGUGCCCACUCGAGCAAAUCGAUGAACAACGGGAGGACAGUGCUACAGUGCGACAGAUGAAUAUCUAGGACAGGGAGAUAAGCAAAGCAAAGUGUCAGUACAGGAUCUGGAAGGUGUUGCUGGUGCCUGGAACCAUAUGUGACUAAAUAUGACAGGGAGAAAAAGGAAGCUCUGGGGUGACCAAGUUUACAAAUAAGAUGAUAAGUAAAGAAGGGAUAGAAAAUUUAGGAAGCAGGGUUACCGCAGUAUAGCAGAAUGUGAAGUUAAUGUGUUUAUUUAGAUUUUGAUUUAGCUGUCUCCAAUAGAGUCGGGAAAAUGUCAGUGGGUUAGACCAGAAAGAAACCUCCAGAGAUGUGUAGAGAUAGAUCUUCAGGGGAGUGGCCUUAGGGUGUCAGUCUUCUCUUCUUCCCUCCUGGAGAUGUGACUUCAUCCUCCCCUCGGUUCCAGGGCUGACUUCAUGUUUCUGGCAGAAGCAAGGAAGGGACCAAGAUAAGCACAUCUCCCCCACUUAAGAAAAUUUCCUAGCACAUGUUACACCCAAUCAACACCUCUCUUACCUCAUUAGCCAGCCUUAAUCAACAUAACUUCACAAGAUGUUGGCAAAGGCAGUCUUAUGCCUGGAUGGCUGUGUUUUGGGGUAAAUGUUGGGGUAAUGUUCAUUUAAGAGAAAAGGAAAGAAUGACUCUAUUGGCAGGUAAGUAAGCAUCACUGCCCCACAGUAAUCAUCUAAAUACAUUCAGAUCCCGAACCACGAACACAAGCUAUUUAUUUAUUUAUUUAUUUAAGCCAGAGAGAAUUUAUAUAGAGCUGCAUCUGCAUAUUUUAGGCGUCUGCUAUACAUAGCUUUUUAACAACUCAUGUACUUUGCAAUUAAGUGUCUGUAAUGUCACGUGCUUUUUCGUUUUUUUGUAGACCCCAAACAGUUGAAUAUGACUCUUUAGUAAUAGCAUUAACUUUCUUCCUGGUAGAAAAGGUGGGACUGGGUAGCUAUGUAGUCUAGCCUAGAGAUAGAAUAUGAAAAAGGAGAGAUUACAUCUUUCAAAAUCAAUCCCCCCCCACACACACACACCCUACGCACACCAGGAAUAUUCAGUUGUCUUGAACACACAAAAAACACAGAUUUCUGUUGGGCAAACCCUCAUGCGGAUCUUUCUGGCCAUUUUACAAACUCCAUCUUCACUGAGCUGGGGUGCUUGUGUUUUCCUAGCCACUAGGGGGGUUAUAUACCAGAUAACUUCUGGUUCAUCAAUGCUGAACUUUUAAAAAAAUAUGAACUUUAAAAAAAAAUUUUAAAAAAACCUGAUGGGUAUUUUUCAAAUCUAAAAAAUAACAAUUAAGAAUCCUAAGGCGUCAAGUAGAUUUUGGAAUUUUUAUUUCUUACAAGAAUAGCCAGUGCCCGUUUCCCUCCCCGUUGGGGGAGGGGGGUGGAAGGGUGGCAUCCCAAUGGUGCUCAGGAAGCCUGGGGUUCACGCCUGGUGAUUUUCUGCCAACUGGACCUACUGGAUCAAUGCUGGGGCCCCAGAAUGCAUUGCUGCUUGGGCCCUGUGGUGCUCAGAGGUCCUCAGGUUCAAACCUAAUAAUGCUCGGGGGGCCAUACGGUACCAGGGAUCAGACUGGGGCUCUCCACAAACAACACAUGAGCCCUAGCCACUUGACUCUCUCCCCCCGGCCCCCAGUGCCCAUUUCUUGCUUAUAUUUCAGAAAGAAACUGUCAAGAGACCUGCUCAUCCAACAGAGGGUGGGCCAUGCUCUCCCACAGGAAGCCGGGACAUCUCCAUAGAGUGUGGUGCUCAUCCCCACUUUCAGAGGAAUUCUUUCUCUCUCUCUUUUUUUUUUUCCUUUAAGAAUGGUUAUUAAUUUGACCAAAACAAAACUUGGCAUUUUAAAGGUAACCUUGGUGCUCUCUGGUGCUUUACAGAGAUAAGAACAACUAAAAAUGAAGGAAAAGAAAAUAAAAAUAAAAGCUAAUAAACAUUUGCGGAUGUCGUC
Molecule: messenger RNA, 3560 nt
Organism: Sorex araneus (European shrew)
Lineage: Eukaryota; Metazoa; Chordata; Mammalia; Eulipotyphla; Soricidae
Gene: TMEM169
Product: transmembrane protein 169
Exons: 3
Coding region: 239-1129 (296 amino acids)
Source: RefSeq, a predicted model, not a curated record